AUGGAGGAAGUGAAACAAAACAUGUUAUUUGGAAAGUACGAGGUGGGAAGAGUACUAGGUAAAGGAACAUUCGCAAAAGUGUUCUACGCGAAAGAAGUUUCCACAGGUGAAGGAGUAGCAAUUAAGGUUAUAGAGAAAGAAAAAGUGAGAAAAGAAGGAAUGAUGGAACAAAUCAAACGCGAAAUCUCCGUCAUGAGUUUAGUAAAACAUCCAAACAUCGUAAACCUCAAAGAAGUCAUGGCGACAAAGACAAAGAUCUUGUUCGUCAUGGAGUACGCUCGAGGUGGCGAAUUAUUCGACAAGCUCGCCAAAGGAAAAUUCAAAGAAGAAAACGCGAGAAAAUACUUUCAACAACUUAUUAGCGCGGUUGAUUAUUGUCAUAGUCGCGGUGUUUCACACCGCGACUUAAAACCAGAGAACCUUUUACUCGACGAAAACGAGAAUCUUAAGGUCUCUGAUUUUGGUCUCUCGGCAUUGCCUGAACAGCUACGCCAAGACGGACUUUUACAUACUCAAUGUGGGACUCCGGCGUACGUGGCGCCGGAGGUUGUUAGAAAAAAAGGUUAUAACGGUUUUAAGGCGGAUACUUGGUCAUGUGGUGUUAUUCUAUAUACUUUACUUGCUGGAUUUUUACCUUUUCAACAUGAGAAUUUGAUUUCCAUGUAUAAUAAGGUUUUCAAAGAAGAGUAUCAAUUUCCACCGUGGUUUUCAUCUGAUUCGAAGAGGCUAAUCUCGAAGAUUCUCGUGGCGAAUCCUGAAAGAAGAAUCAAUAUUCCUUCGAUCAUGAACUCACCAUGGUUUCGAAAAGGUUUGAGUUUCAAUGCUAAUUCAAAUGAUAAUUUGGAACUGGAAUUGGAAUCAAAGGUUAAUUUGAUUGAUUCUUCUUCACCUGAAUUCUUCAAUGCGUUUGAGUUUAUUUCAACUAUGUCUUCGGGUUUUGAUCUUUCGGGUUUGUUUGAGGAAAAGAAAAAAAGAGGUUCGGUUUUUACUUCAAAGUGUUCGGUUUUAGAGAUAGUGACAAAAAUUGAAACCGCUGCGAAAAGUUUAAGGUUUAAGGUUAAGAAAAUGAAGGAAUUUAAACUUAGGUUACAAGGGAAUGUUGAAGGGAGAAAAGGAAAGUUGGCGGUUACGGCGGAGAUAUAUGAGGUGGCGCCGGAGCUAGCGGUGGUUGAAUUUUCGAAAAGCUCCGGUGAUACUUUUGAGUAUGUGAAGUUGUUUGAAGAUGAGGUUAGGCCAGCACUCAACGACAUUGUUUGGUCGUGGCAAGGGGAGUGA
Messenger RNA from Vicia faba (fava bean), 1275 nucleotides. Lineage: Eukaryota; Viridiplantae; Streptophyta; Magnoliopsida; Fabales; Fabaceae. The record is from the annotation of a GenBank genome assembly.